This is a messenger RNA of Pogoniulus pusillus (Red-fronted tinkerbird), 3440 nucleotides long. It is a transcript of the gene TRDN, whose product is annotated as triadin. Gene Ontology annotation, cellular component: sarcoplasmic reticulum; junctional sarcoplasmic reticulum membrane; plasma membrane. The record is from RefSeq and is a predicted model, not a curated record. Gene Ontology annotation, molecular function: signaling receptor binding. Gene Ontology annotation, biological process: regulation of release of sequestered calcium ion into cytosol by sarcoplasmic reticulum; heart contraction; regulation of cardiac muscle cell membrane potential. Lineage: Eukaryota; Metazoa; Chordata; Aves; Piciformes; Lybiidae.
AUGUCCACUUCAAAAAGUGCCUCUGAAUUUCGAAUACACAAUGACACAACGGCUGGACGUGCUGCACUGCUCAAUCUGGCUGCACUACCCCUUCGCCCCACAGGGAACAACUGCCAACAGCUCCUUGGCAGCUGCCCUUUGUGCCAAUUGUACCAGAGCUGACAGUUUACUCAGGCUCUGGGAAUGCUGCUGGGAGCUUCCAAAAGUCCCCAAUGUCCUUGCCUUGCCUUCCGAGCUCUGGGGACGUAGUUGAGGAUCUUCUGCACUAUUUCUCUAGGGCACAUGUCUACAACCACAACAAUAAUAGAUGGCAAGAACGGAUCCAUUCCCUCAUCAUCCAUGAAAGUGGGAAAGAAAUCAGUUACAGAAGACCUAGUGACAACAUUCAGUUCACCAGCAGCAUGGAUUCUCGUCGUUGCUCUGAUCGUUACCUGGUCAGCAGUAGCUAUCGUAAUGUUUGACUUGGUGGAUUACAAAGCCUUUGCAGGCACCUAUUCACAACAUUGUGAUGAUCCCUGUUUACCACCUGGAAGAUCUGUUAACAAGCUCAGCACAGAACCACUGAGAAUCAUUCAUGAAACAUUGGAAGAAUCCACUGAUUGGCUCUAUGGCUUUUUUUCUUUACUGUCUGACUUCGUAUGGAGUGAUGAUGAUGACAGUGAUGAAGGUGAAGUGGAACCUUCUGUACAAAAAGAAAUUCAAAAACAGAAACCAGAGAGACAUGAAAAACGAACACCACCAAAGGCAAUUCACAGAGACAAACCUGAAAAACAAGAAAAAACAGAGAGAAAGGAACCCCUAAGGGUGACACAAAAAGACAAACUGGACAGACAAGAAAAACCUGAAAAAAGGGAAAGGCAUCCAGCUAUUCAAAAAGAGAAACCUGAAAAGGCAGAAAAGGCAGAAAAGAAAGCACCUUCUAAAGUAAUUCAAAAAGACAAACCUGAAAGACAUGAAAAAGCUGAAAAGAAACCUCCUCCCAAAGAGGAAAAGAAAGUGAAGAGCACUAAAGUGGAAGCAAAAGCUAAAAAGGAGGUGAAGGAUGGAAAAGGAGAUGCAAAAGUGGCUGAGAAGGCCAAGCAGGCAGAGGCUAAAACAACAGAAGUUGGGCUGAUAAAGGCCAAACCGAAAGUUAAGGAGGAAAAAGCUCUUCAGACUGUAACUAAAUCGGAAAAGAAAGAUCAAUAUGCAUUCUGUCGCUAUGUGAUUGACAUGUUUGCGCAAGGGGAGUUUUAUCCAGCACACAAGGAAAUGAUGCCACCUCCUCUUCUUCUGGAACACAGUCCAAGAAAGAAACCAGCAGCUAUUGAAGGCAAGAAGGAAGAUAAGAACAAGACUGACGCAAAGAAGGCCAUGACUGAAACUAAAAAGAAAGAAAAAGAAGGGAAAAAAGAGAAAGCUCAUGAGAAGACAGCUGUCCCUGAAACUAAAAAAGCAGGUAAGAAAUGGCAUGAAAGGCACUCUAUAAGCUUGGAGGGUUUUUUUGUUACAGAUAAAAAAGAAGCUGCUGCAACCAAAGAACUCAAAAAGCCAGCAAAAGCUCCUGCAGCCAAUCCAGCCAACAAAAAAGCAGCAGCACCAGAACCACAUAAGAAAGAAAAAGUGAUGGAAACUGCAUCUGUGGAAAGUCAGAAGUCAAGAGCAUCACCUGAAAGGAAGGAAGCAAAAACAACGAAGGCAGCAGAGCAAGGUAAAAGGAAAACAAAGGCAGCAUAUCCUGGCAAAGAGAAAGAGUUGAAAUCUUCACCUGCUGCAAAAGAUAAAGAAAAUCCUAAGGAAAAGGAAGGAAAGAAUCCUACAUCUUUAAAAGAUAAAGAUUCUCUGAAAGGAAAAAAUCCCAAGAAUCCAGAAGGGUCAAAAGAAAAAGAGACUGGUAAAAGAAAAGAUGUGAAGCCUCCAGCAGUCUUAAAGGAAAAGGACUCUUCAAAAGGAAAAGAAGCAAAGACUUCAACUGUGACUAAGGAAAAAGCUGCGGUGAAAAAGGAGGGGGAGAGGAAAGCUACCUCAGAGAAACCUCAUGAACACAAGCAUGAACGUAUCAAACAUGACAAAGCUGUCUCUCAGACUAAGCCAGGGGAGAAAAUAAAACAACAAAAGACAACUCCAACUGAGAAGUCAGUCCAGGCAAAGCCAGCAAAGCAUGAAAGAGUCAAGCAUGAAAAAGGAGUUCCACCUACAACGCCAGUCAAGCUGAAAACCACUGCAAGUACGUGUCGUGUCUUGUUUGCUGCAGAACACAAACCACCUUUUCAGAUGCGUGAGCUCUUAUUUUACAUGUCUGCACUUUUGUCAUGCCAGACAGAGCUAUUUUCUUCCACGAAAAAGACAAAGACAGCUAAAGAAAAAGAAGAAAAACCAACUGAGAAGAAACAGCUGAAAGAUGGAAAAAACAAAGGAGUCCCACCAGCAAAAGAAGCUCCACGACAUCACAACCUGACAUCAGCUCCUGUCCGCUACUUCCAAUGCAUCUUCUUAAAUGGACCUAAUGGAUUUGGACUGCAAUUUCCUAUCAAUUCUCCAUCAGACAUGGAAGAAAAACCUCACUCAAAGUCUUCCAAGAGAAAGACAAGGAAACCAGGGCAGUAGAAAGACUGAGUCCUGUGAUUGCCCAUGUUUUGCACUUUACCUUUUCUGCUGAGUCCACAGCAGCUACAGUGGUACUUGGCAUUGCAAGGAUGUGAUCCACAUGGACACAUGUACCAGGAAAAGGUUUCCAGGAGGCAGAGGCAAAACAAGCAGUAAUGAACUGGGUUUGGCAAAGGUAGAAAUGUAAAAGUGCCCUGGUCCUCGUGGAAAGGUUGCAGUGCUGACAAAGCCUUGACCUGGUUGUGUGAGUGUGUGUGUGUUUUCCUGCCUCUCUUGCUCAUUUUCCUUUACCUACCUGCUCAGCAUUGAAGUGAGUCUGGUUUGCAUUAAAUCCUAUCUAGGGAGUGAAAAAGGUUGAAUGUAGCUCUUAUAUCAACAGGAUUGCAAGGCUACCUGCAAUCCUAAAUCAUUGCUUCUUAACGUUCUGUCAAAUUGCUGACAGGAGAAAGCCUCACUAAGUCACUGGUGCUAUUUUUAUGUCUCAUUGACCAGUGUGGCCUGAAGCUCACACUCACUUGGAGCAGCUCCACAGACUAUCAGUAAGUUGACUCCACAAGUCAUGUCAAUGAUGAAUAUUUCUCUUUAACUUGAAGCAGUAAAAACAUGGUCUGUUUGCCCUGCUUCUUGGUGAAGCACAAGCUCUUUACAUCCUAAAGUCCAAAGUAAGCAGAGAAAGUGAAACAACAUGGCAAAAGUGAGGAAAAUCACCAUUUUCCCAACAUGAAGGUCCCAAGAGACAAACAAAACCAUUUUAGUGCUUCUGCUUUUCUUCCAUGAUUAAAUCAGAUUGACUUCAAGUGCAAAUGGAGAAUAUAGCAGCCAACCAUCUCCUGUUGGCAUAAGUCAAGUGAAAA